AUGGGGAAGACGAAUUCACUGAAGGACAAGGAAGAAAAGAAUGGAAGUAACACUAUAGAGAGAGGGGUGCAGAAAAGGAUUGCAUGUCUAGAGAUGAACUGGAAGAUAUUGAGUGUUAAAAACAUUUUUUAUGCGUUUAGUUCAUUUCUACAUCAUUCAUCACCGGUGUGUGUUAAGUUAUGCAAGACUGAGCUUGGAAGGAAUGUACUUGGAGAUGACGAUGUGUAUACAAACGGUGAUAAUACUGAUAUUAGAAAAUAUUAUUUUGCAAUUAUUGAGUUUAAAGACGUUCAGGAUGCGAUUUGUGUGUAUAAAGCAUGCGAUGGCAUUGAGUAUGAAAAUUCUGGGACAUUUUUUGAUUUGAGAUUCAUUUCUGAAAAGUUUGUGGUUAGGAAUGUCUGUGAUGAAUUUCCAAGUACUGGCACUGGUGGAUGUGCAAAAAGAAGACUGAAUGCGGUAUACACAGCAAAUGGAAUGGAAUGCGAUUAUUUAGACAGCGAAUCUACUGAAGAGAUGAAGAUGCUAUUUGAAGACAAUGAGAUAGACUAUGAAAAGGUAUCUAUGCUUAUAGAGAUGUCAGAGGAUGAAGAGGAUGAGAUAAAACGAGACAACUAUAUACAAAAGGAAGAGUCUAAUGAUGAUGAACUACUUGAAGAUGAAGACGACUUCAACAGUAUUUACACCAAAUCAAAGUCAAAAAAGAAAAAGAUCUCUGUUGCAAAGGAACCUGGAAAGAAGCAGGUUCUGAUUCCCAAGGCUAAUCAAGACGAUGAAUGUACUGGAUUUGUGUUUGAUCCUUUAGACGAGAGGUUUGAAGCAUUAUUCAAAGACGACAACUUUUCCAUAGAUCCUACGCAUCCUGAAUAUAAAAAGAAAGGCGGCUUAAAGGAGAUAGUAAAUGAAAAACGUAAAAGAUAUGAAGCAACAAUGAGUGAUGACUAA
Molecule: messenger RNA, 942 nt
Organism: Ordospora colligata OC4
Lineage: Eukaryota; Fungi; Microsporidia; Ordosporidae
Exons: 1
Coding region: 1-942 (313 amino acids)
Biological process (GO): rRNA processing
Cellular component (GO): nucleus
Molecular function (GO): RNA binding
Source: RefSeq, a predicted model, not a curated record